Molecule: messenger RNA, 3460 nt
Organism: Mytilus californianus (California mussel)
Lineage: Eukaryota; Metazoa; Mollusca; Bivalvia; Mytilida; Mytilidae
Exons: 2
Coding region: 3-1730 (575 amino acids)
Biological process (GO): positive regulation of DNA-templated transcription
Cellular component (GO): nucleoplasm; chromatin
Molecular function (GO): zinc ion binding; ubiquitin-protein transferase activity
Source: RefSeq, a predicted model, not a curated record
AAAUGGUUUGUUUUUCAACACUCCAUGAAAACGAAAGUAAAUUCGUUCAAGCGAAGAUAAAAAGAUUAGUAAUUAUGACGUCAAAUACGAUUACUUUCUGCGAAGCUUGUGACUUCAGAGGUAUCAAACAGGAAUCGGUGGUGUGGUGUCAUGACUGUGAAGAGGCAUUUUGUUCAAACUGUGCAGAUCACCAUAGCAGCGCUAGGAAAACACGAGAACAUAUGGUCAUAUCAAUGGAUAAUUACUCGAAACUACCUCCUAUCAUCAGGAAAUUGAGCUCACACUGCGAACAACAUAACGCACCGUUUCAGAAUUACUGCAUUACUCAUGAGCAGUUAUGUUGCAGAAAGUGUAUUGAUCCUUUACACAGUCACUGUACUAGUCUGCCAGCUGUUGAUGAUUUUCUAAAAGAUACCAAAAGAUCAUUUUUGACUGAGCAGUUGUCAGAGGGUUUCAAAGAUAUCUAUUCCUUUUGUGAAUAUAUGGUCAAAGAAAAAAGACAGAACAUAAGAGAGCUUACUUCCGAAAGCAAUCAAAUUGAAAACAGAAUCAAACAGAUACGAAAACAGUUAAAUGAACAGUUGGAUAUUCUAGAAGCACAACGAAAAACUGCGUUAUUAAAACAUAAAACAGAAAUCCAUAAAGUUAUCGACCAGCUCUCUGAACACCAACAAUGUGCGGGAGAAUUUAAGGACAGUUUAUCUUUUAUGACAGAAAAUGCAUCCAAUAUGCAGGUGUUUUUAGCAUCGAAAAAGUUUGAAACGGACUUGCAGAAAGCAGAGGAAUCUAUCACUUCUCUACAAACACGAGGCGCUUUGAAAAACAUUGUUUUCUGUUUAGAUGAUAUAAUGGUUGCGAACAUAGAUAGGGGUGAUAUCAAACUCGGUUCUUUUUCUGUAAAAACUUUACCCGCGAGCAAAACGUAUGUUAAACGAAAAGAUAAGGAAAUACAAAUGUUCAUGGUUACACAAAAACCUACAAUCAACAGUGUCAAACUUACUUUACUACGAAAACUGCCGUUACCAGAAGGCAUGAGCGUAACGGGGUGUUUAUUACUACCAACAGGUGGUAUUAUUAUUACAGGUGAUUUCUAUGUUGUAUUUCUAGAUCCUUACGGUACUGUGAAUAAGAAACUACAACUAAGAAUGGCGUAUGAUGUCACGUGUAUAAAUGAUAAAAAGAUUGCAGUCACUGAUGAUGCCGAAAUAACAUUCAUUGAUAAGGAACGAAAAGAAGUUAUUAAACGCGUAAGGGCUGAAGGUUACUGUUUUGGUAUUUCACAUUCUAAAGGAUCAAUUAUCUAUACAACGGAUAAAUCUAAAGUCAAGAAAAUGGAUUUGCGCACAGAGAGAAUUACCACGCUAAAUGUAGGAGACCCGAUUUUUCAAUCUUAUGUAGUGGGAUCUGAAGAUAAGAUUUUCUAUUCGAACUGGCAGGAACACACUGUUAUCUGUUACGAUAUCAAUGGUUCUGCUCUUUGGAAAUUCAAGGACGAAACUGUUCUACGAAAUCCAAGCGGAAUAUCAGUCGACAACAAUUGCAAUGUUUUCGUGGCCGGACUAAAUUCUAACAACGUCGUCGUUAUAUCACCUAAUGGGAAGCAGUUCAAACAAAUUCCAUUGGUUGGAGAUGGUAUCAGCAAUCCAAGGGCGAUAAGUCUUGAUAAAGAGAAUAAAUUGUUGUUAGUAUGCUCAGAGAGAUCACGCAGUGCAAUUUAUAAAGUUGAAUAAAUACAGCAUAUUACGAUGUAGGAUAACUGAGCAUCGUAGAGUGAUUGAAGUUCUUUUCUAAUUUUGCUAUUCUAUUAAAUCUAUCUGCGCAGUAUACUGAUUUUCACAGUAAACAUAUGAACAAAGAAAGUGAGCAUAAAAUAUGGAAGAACUUUGGUUCCUGAUUAUCGGUUCUACAAUUUUCACAAGUAAGAAUAAUACAACGUGUCUGAUUAACACAGAAAAGCGCUUCAAAUGCACGAAAUUUAUUAAGUGUUAUAUUUAUUAAACCUAUGCCUGCAAAUAAAUUAUUUGAAGAUGACCAACGUCUGUUGAGUCCGUGUAUGAUUUACUACAACCACAAUUAUGGUCACCCGUGAGUCACUUGAAAUGGAAAUAGAUGUUAGUGAUUUUUGCCUAUUGAUAAUUAUUGCCUAUUGAUAAUUCUUGUCUAUUAAUAAUUCUUGCCUAUUGAUAAUUCUUGUCUAUUAAUAAUUCUUGCCUAUUGAUAAUUCUUGCCUAUAAUUGAUAAUUCUUGUCUAUAAAUAAUUUUUGCCUAUUGAUAAUUCUUGCCUAUUAGUAAUUCUUGCCUAUUGAUAAUUCUUGCCUAUUGAAAAUUCUUGCCCAUUAAUAACUCUUGCCUAUUAAUAAUUAUUGCCUAUUAAUAAUUCUUGCCUGAUUUAAUUCGUUUCCCUAAAUGAUGACGUUCAUGAUAGACGAUACUUGCGCUCAAAAGUUAUUUUCCUACUUCUCUGUACCGAAGACAAAGUCAUUAUAAUACUUAUAUAUGUUUACAAGUCAAUUAACAUCUUAAUUUCAAGAACAAGCAAUCGGUUGUGUACUUUAAAAACAAGAUACACGAUCACCUAAUUCCUCUUUAUCAUUUGUCUCUAGCUUACUUCAGCCCAGACAGAUAAACCACUCUUACCAGAAUAUAACAAAGCAGAGACAAGGCAUUCUGAAUACAAAUGACGUUUUACAGUGAAGAUAAUUUCAUUAUUUUAGUAAUUGGCUUCUGUGUCUCCUACAUAAAGUCAUAGUAUUUUUUUAAAUUAUUGUGUCACGAGAUAAAUAUAUGUGAAUACAUGUAAAUUUAUGAAACACAUAUUGAAAUGAUAAUAAUCACUCAAUUGCAGAAUAAAACGUUAAAGUACUCAAACGUUUGGGUGCUAUUUCAAAUGUACAAGCUGUGGUUCUAUUUCUGACUUGGACGUUUGUGUAAUUUACGAAUGUAGCUUGCAAAGCAGGAUAUCUUUACCCUUCAAGAGCACCCUAUUUAAAUUCAGUUUACACGAGAGAUCCAAUUACUGGGACUUAAGUUUUUAAAUAUGCUUCCUUUCAUUUUUGCUCGUUUUUUACGAUUGUGCCAUCUAUUCCAUUAAGUGUCAUCCAUUGUUUUAUUUAAUUUUUCGCUCAUUUAUCUAUGCAAAUUAUAUUAAGUUUUUUUUUACAAGCGAUUUGAUGGGUUAAUUUUUAUAGCGUUUGAUUAGAGCGUAUAUAUAUAUAUAAUAUGUAGGAAAACAUUCUUUUGAAAAGAAAUCGACUGGUUAGGGUUACAGAAUCAGUUGCAAUAUUAACAUGCAUGCUGUUUAAUUUCCAACCAUAUUUUAUGUAUGUCAUAGAAUUGUGUUCACAACUUUAGAAAGACUUGAUUUUACGUGUAUAGUAAUCAUCAUAAUAUAUUAAAAAGGUUAACACCAAGUGACAACUGUUUCGUGCAAAUUUAGAAUUAAAACAAAUUAAACAUAAAA